UCCUAGUAUUUGUCAAGAUAUUAUAAUAAUGGAGAAGGAAGUUAGUCGUAAAAUAAGGAGUCAUAUCAUAUGUCUGGAGGGACUCAGGGAUUUACAGAAAGAUUGUUGGUUCUGGGAAAAACGCCUUAAACACAGGAACAAUUAGAUUGGACACUUUCUUGAAGAAAAACAUAGAUGAAGAACAAUCUAAUACUAGUAAGCUUCAAAGCAAAUAUGAUAAUCUAGCUAAAAAGCAGAGUGAGGCAGCAACACGUUACAGAGCUAUACUGGUUUGCUUCCAAGAAAAAAUGGAAUAUGAGAAGAAACUGAGGACAGCUGUUUUGCAGAAAGUGGCUGCCAUCCGAGAAAAGUUGUCAUCUGUCAUGAAAGAAAGCUUAACCCAUGCAUACAGUGACAUGAUACAGGCUGCAUACAUGGCAACGGAACAAGAUGGAUUUAACUUGGUAGAUCAACAACUAACAGCAGUUAACAUUGAUGGCAUCGUUGAGAAGUUAUAUGAGAUAACAUCAUCCACCUACAACACACCAGUACCUGAGGAUUUUAUCCAAGCCUCUGAAUCGGACGAAAAGUUGUCAGAGAUAUACUACAAGGAGAGUGACUUUGAAGUACUGGGAAAAUCAAAGAUUGAGAAAUCUUUGUUUAACAAAACGGAGAGUGGUAAAGAAGGCUGUUUCUUUCCCAUAAAUGGCGGAAUUCGAAUAAAUCCAGUAACACGUGGUGAAAAAAGAAGAGGAAUUAUCAACAUCAAAACAGGUUACCAAGUGAAAUUAAAGUUGUCUUUAAUGGAAGGAAAUAUUGGUUUUGGAUGGGUCAGACAAAAUCUAUUCUUUAGAGGGAAGACAUGGGGAUUUUAUUUCCUGACAUCAGAAGAUUCACCAACAACAUCAACAAUAGGUGUGCCAUCAGUUUUAUCCAUUAAAGCUAUUCCAACAAUUGAAGUUACCGAUUGUUCUGACGAUUACAGAGGACAGGGAGAUAAUCCAUGUGUUAUAGUCCAGGAAAACGACAAGCAUGAAAAUUCAGAAAAGAAAGAGCAAGAAGAUGCAGUUGUAGUGCCUAUGAUUGAGAAACUUAUUGCCGAAUGUAUUGACGAGAUUGAACUUGAAGAAAACAUAUUAUUAGUUUGAAUUGG
This is a messenger RNA of Mytilus trossulus (common blue mussel), 1132 nucleotides long. RefSeq lists its product as uncharacterized. Lineage: Eukaryota; Metazoa; Mollusca; Bivalvia; Mytilida; Mytilidae. The coding region runs from base 288 to 1127 and encodes 279 amino acids. The transcript has 7 exons. The record is from RefSeq and is a predicted model, not a curated record.